AUGUCUGCCAAUCUAACCUUCUCUCAGAAAUAUUUAUCACCUCUGGCUGUUUACGAUGGUCAGCAACUGACCGAGCUGCCCACGGGCUUCAAUUCGGACGGCAAGUCGCUAGAUAAUGGCCCACGACCACAAGAGCCUUCCUCAGAGUGCUAUAAACAGCACCCAGCUCCCAUUCGUGCGAUCAAGGAAGGAAACAGUUUUGAUUUCCACAUCUACUAUCAUCCAGGGAACGCAGAUGAGACCAAAUACGCAAAAGAGCUCCACGAGCGUAUCCGUCGUGAGUUUCCAGAGAUGCGAAUCUACAAGUUUUGGGAUCGCCCAGUUGGACCACACCCUGUUCCUAUGUUCGAGGUGAACACAUUUACUCCGAUUGAAACAGGCGCGCUCUUUGGUUUCUUGACGGUUUGGAGAGGGCCCCUCUCGUGGGUAGCAUAG
Molecule: messenger RNA, 435 nt
Organism: Serendipita indica DSM 11827
Lineage: Eukaryota; Fungi; Basidiomycota; Agaricomycetes; Sebacinales; Serendipitaceae
Source: the annotation of a GenBank genome assembly